Messenger RNA from Saccharomycopsis crataegensis, 3720 nucleotides. RefSeq names its product ion-transporting P-type ATPase SPF1 (gene SPF1). Gene Ontology annotation, biological process: transmembrane transport; intracellular calcium ion homeostasis. The transcript has a single exon. The record is from RefSeq and is a predicted model, not a curated record. The coding region runs from base 1 to 3720 and encodes 1239 amino acids. Gene Ontology annotation, molecular function: P-type ion transporter activity; ATP hydrolysis activity; ATPase-coupled monoatomic cation transmembrane transporter activity. NCBI's taxonomy places the organism in Eukaryota, Fungi, Ascomycota, Saccharomycetes, Ascoideales, Saccharomycopsidaceae. Gene Ontology annotation, cellular component: endoplasmic reticulum membrane.
AUGUCCAGUGAAAAGACAAGCGUCAGCCAUGCGUCAUCGUUGGUGGACACCAAGUUUGGUAUCCAGUCCACCCAACUAUUGAGACCAGCCCCCUUACUUACGAAACCAUCAACUAUUCCUUUCUUCACUCUUUACCCAGUGUUUGCCAAUAUCUACUACAACCAUUACGAUGAAUAUAUUGUUGGUUCGGAAUGGACGUUUGUCUACUUGAUUGCUCUUUUUUCGCUCCAUGCCUUGCUUUUUCUUGUGCCUCAUUGGAAUAUUAACAUCAAUUCCAAGUUCAAUUACCAAGCCGUGAAGUCCAUUGAUGAAGCCUCCCACAUUUUGAUCCACCCAUUGCCAAAUCGCGGUGUUGGGGCAAUUACUAAGAUUAACAGAGUAGUCCACAGUGAAAAAGAAGUGCAAACUACUUUUGUUUUCCAGCAAAGAAGAUUUUUGUAUGAUAUUACUGCCAAUCGUUUUGCCCCUCCUGAAUUUUUGAUUGAUUGCAACCCAACCAUCAAGCAGUUCAAGCAUUCCAAGGGUUUGAAUAAUGCUGAAAAAAUCGAAAACGAUUUGAAGCUUUAUGGCGAAAACAAGUUUGACAUUCCUAUCCCAUCUUUCCUUGAAUUGUUCAAAGAACACGCAGUUGCUCCAUUCUUUGUAUUCCAAGUGUUUUGUGUUGCAUUGUGGGUUAUGGAUGACUCGUGGUACUACUCCUUGUUUUCUCUUUUCAUGCUUGUUUCAUUUGAAUUUACUACCGUGUUCCAAAGAAGAGGCACUAUGAAUGAAUUCAGAUCUAUGGGGAUCAAGCCUUUCGACAUUUAUGUUCACCGUGUGAACAAGUGGGUCAAAAUGAAGACUAACGAAUUGUUACCAGGAGAUUUGGUUUCCAUCAUUAGAAACACUGAUGAAAAUGCUGUUCCUUGUGAUUUGGUCUUAAUCGAUGGGACUGCUAUUGUUAAUGAAGCUAUGUUAAGUGGUGAGAGUACCCCAUUGUUGAAGGAAUCCAUCAAGUUGAGACCUGAUCAUGAAGUAUUUGAUGCCGAUGGUAUUGACAAGAACGCUAUUUUGCACGGUGGUACCAAGGUUUUACAAAUCACUCCACCAGCUGAAAAAGCUAUUGUCUCAAGACCUCCAGAUGAUGGUGCGUUGGCCAUUGUUAGUAAGACUGGUUUCGAAACUUCUCAAGGUUCUUUGGUAAGAGUCAUGAUUUUCAGCUCUGAAAGAAUUUCCGUUGGUAACAAGGAAUCUUUGUACUUCAUCUUAUUCUUGUUGGUUUUCGCUAUUGCUGCUUCCAAAUACGUUUGGGAUGAGGGUACUAGGAUGGGAAGAAAACAAUCAAAAUUGAUUUUAGAUUGUAUUUUGAUCGUUACCUCUGUUGUUCCUCCAGAAUUGCCAAUGGAAUUGACUAUGGCUGUUAACAACUCUUUGAGUGCUUUGGGUAAGUUCUACAUUUACUGUACUGAACCAUUUAGAAUUCCUUUAGCUGGUAGAAUUGAUGUUUGUUGUUUUGACAAGACUGGUACCUUGACUGGUGAAGACUUAGUCUUUGAAGGUUUGGCUGGUUUCAGUUCCGAUAACAUCAGACAUUUGUAUAAAUGCUUUGAUGAAAAAGUCCCUGCUGUUACCAACUACGUCUUGGGUUCAGCUCAUGCUUUGGUUAGAUUAGAUGAUGGUGAAUUAGUCGGUGAUCCAAUGGAACAAGCUACUUUGAAGGCAAGUGGUUGGAAAUUAUCCGAUUCUAAGAAGAACAUUGUUGAGAGAGAUAUUAGAUUUUUGACUAAGAAUAAUGUUGUUGACAAGAAGGAUACCGAGAAGUUCUCUAAUGAUAAGAUCAAGAUUUUGAGAAGAUUUCAAUUUAGUUCUGCAUUGAAAAGAUCCUCUACCAUUUCCCUGAUUUCUAACACCGGAAAGACUUUAGUUUCUGUUAAAGGUGCUCCAGAAACCAUUAGAGGCAGAUUGAUUGAAGUUCCAAGCAAUUAUGAAGAUGUUUAUAAGUCUUAUACUAGAUCCGGUUCCAGAGUUUUAGCAUUGGCUUACAAGUACCUUGAUGACAGAAUCCCAGUCAAUAGUCUUAAUAGAGAUGAUGUCGAAACUAAAUUGCAUUUUGCUGGUUUUAUCGUUUUCCAUUGUCCUAUGAAACCUGAUGCUAUUGAAACUAUUGAAAUGUUGAAUAAUUCUUCCCACCGUUGUAUCAUGAUUACUGGUGACAAUCCAUUGACCGCCGUCCAUGUUGCCAAGGAAGUUAAGAUUGUUGAAAGAGAAGUCUUUAUUUUGGACUCUUCUGAAGAUUAUGACCAUAUCAAUGAAAGCUUAGUGUGGAGAGAUGUUAAUGAAACCAAGAUCAUUCCAAUGAAUGCUGAUAGUGAGAUUGAUGAAGCCCUCUUCAAGGAAAACGAUAUUUGUAUCACUGGUUACGCUUUGAGUAAAUUGUUAGAACACAAGCAGUUGAAAUCAUUGCUUAGACAUACUUGGGUUUAUGCUAGAACUUCCCCUGUUCAAAAAGAAUUCCUUAUUAACUCUUAUAAAAACAUGGGUUACAACACUUUGAUGUGUGGUGAUGGUACUAAUGAUGUCGGUGCUUUGAAACAGGCCCACGUUGGUAUUGCUUUGCUUAAUGGUACUGAAGAAGGUAUGAAGAAACUUCAAGAAAAUCGUAAAAUCCAAGCAAUGCAAAAGGUCUACGAAAGUCAGAAAUCAAUGAUGAUGAGAUGGAACCAACCUCCUCCACCGGUUCCUGAAGCUAUUGCGUUCUUAUAUCCUCCUGGUCCAAAGAACCCACAUUAUAUCAAGGCCAUGGAAAAACGUGGUGUGGAAAUUUCUGAUGAACAAAAAGCCGAAAUUGCUGUCACUAUGGCCGCCGCUCCUGUUGUUCCAAAUGCUAACUCUGCUCCAACUGGUGGCAUUGCUGAUCAAUUGAUGGGUAGCUUGAGAGAGAUGGAAGAAGAAGAAGAGGCUCCAACUUUGAAAUUGGGUGAUGCGUCAGUUGCCGCUCCAUUUACCUCUAAGUUAUCAAGUGUUGCUACCGUUACCAAUGUUAUUCGUCAAGGGCGUUGUGCUUUAGUGUCUACUAUUCAAAUGUACAAGAUUUUGGCCUUGAACUGUUUGAUUUCUGCUUACUCUUUGUCUGUCAUUUACUUAGCCGGUGUUAAGUUUGGUGAUGGUCAAGCAACUGCUUCUGGUAUUUUGCUUUCUGUCUGUUUCUUGAGUAUCUCUAAAGGGAAGCCAUUGCAAACAUUGUCCAAGGAAAGACCACAACCGGGUAUUUUCAACAUUUACAUCAUGGGUUCUAUUCUUGGCCAGUUUGCCGUUCACAUCUUUUUCUUGAUUUAUAUUACUAGAGAAAUUUACAAAUUAGAACCAAGAGAGCCAAAGCCUGACUUGGAAAAAGAGUUUGUUCCAUCGUUAUUAAACACUGGUAUUUUCUUGAUUCAAUUGAUCCAACAAGUUUCUACUUUUGCUGUCAACUACAUUGGUAACCCAUUCAAGGAAAACAUUCGUGACAAUAAAGGGAUGUAUUAUGGUAUUUUGGGUGUUGCGUGCUUGGCCUUUGCUGGAUCCACUGAAUUCAUUCCUGAAUUGAAUGAAGGUAUUCAGUUUGUUAAAAUGAGUGAUGAAUUUAAGUUCAAGUUGACUGGUUCAAUGAUCUUGGAUUAUAGUUUGGCCUGGGUUGUGGAAGCCGUUUUGAAGUAUUAUUUCAUGGACUCUAAGGCAGCAGACAUUGCUUUACGUGACUAA